Messenger RNA from Leptidea sinapis, 2096 nucleotides. It is a transcript of the gene eIF2Bdelta, whose product is annotated as translation initiation factor eIF-2B subunit delta. Lineage: Eukaryota; Metazoa; Arthropoda; Insecta; Lepidoptera; Pieridae. Bases 310 to 2019 code for a protein of 569 amino acids. The record is from RefSeq and is a predicted model, not a curated record. The transcript has 10 exons.
UAAUAAUAUUGUUGUAAGCAAACAAGUUGAAAAUAUAUGCGUUUUUCUAUUUUGUGAUGAAAUAUCUAUUUAUACAUUGAUAUUUGCUGCGAAUUCAUAAUUAAUAUUGUCUUGUAGCUCUCAACUCUACUUUAAUUAUAGACAGAAGACUUUUGUGUACGUCUUAAUAUAAAAGAUUUCCAAUAUUUACUUUAGUAGUUUCAUAAAUAAUAAAAAAAAUUAGAAAUUCAAGAAGCUCGGAGACGAGGUGAAACCAAUUUCAUAUGAAAAAUAUUAUUAUAAAUAUCAAGACAAUUGAGAUCGAUUGAAAUGUCCGACCCUUCUGCAAAAUCUCGCGAAGAAGUGUUAGCUGCUAGAGAGGCAAAGAAAUUAGCUAAAAUGAAAGCUAAGAAGAAAGAAAUUGGUGAUACAAAAGUUGAUAAGUCACAGUGCUCAAAAGAUGCCCAAAAAGUAGAUAAUCAGCCAACAAAAUCAAAAACUAUUAGAGAAGAUAAGCCCAAAUAUUCUGCAUCAACUGUUGAUAAAGUAAGAAAUAUUAAAAGCAAGGACGAAGUGGAUAGGGCUGAAAUACAACAUUUGGAAGAUUCUCUGAAAACUUUUAAACAAUUAAAGCCAGAAAAAUCUGAGAAUGAAGGUGUUAAGAUAAAUGAGAAUUUGACUGUUACUGAUGUGGUGAACACUUUGAGGGACAUAGUGAAUGUAGCCAAGGAUGUAGAAAAUGUAACAGCUCUUGUACAUGCAAUGGAUGUAAAUAAGCCAAAUGAAGAAGAGAAAAGUAAAGCCCAGUUGAAAGCGGAAAGGAGAGCCAAGCAAGAAGCACAAAGAGCUGCAAAACAAGCACAACAGAAGCAAGAAGCUCUACCAGAACAGAAGCCAAAAGAGGCAAAGGAAACAAGUAUUGCUAAAGAUAUAAGCAAGGAGAAAUCACCAAAACCAAAAACAUUAGAGAGGCCUAAACUAAAAUCUCAUGGUACCUGUAACUGGUUCCAACAUUUGUGUACCCAAGUGGAUGCUGAGUCCUUAAAUCAAAUGGCAUUAAACUCAAAUUUACAUCCUGCAGUCAUCAAGCUUGGGAUUCAACUGUCGUCUCAUGUUAUCACAGGGGCCAACGCAAGGUGUAUCGCAUUACUUGAUGCUCUUAAAAAGAUGGUUCGCGACUAUAGUCUUCCGGCCCGCACAGAGUUCGCCCGCGGCCUCGAGGCUCAGCUGGCGUCCAGCACCAAGUAUCUGUGGAGUGCCAGGGCUCCGGCCGCCUCUGAGCUCAACGCGCUCAAACACUUCAGACACCAUCUCACGCAGCUGCCUAACAAUGUGGACGAGUUUGACGCUAAGAAAACACUUCAAGAAGAAAUAGACAGAUACAUUAGAGAGCAGAUAGAUAUGGCGGGUGAAGCAAUUAGCAUCACGGUCAGGAACAAGAUUAGCAAUGGAGACAAUAUACUAACCUAUGGAUAUUGCUCGUUAAUAGAGCGCAUCCUCCGCGAGGCUCACCUCAGCGGCGUGAAGUACCGCGCGGUGAUCGUGGGCACUCGACUGGACCGCGGCGGCACCGAAAUGCUCCGCCGGCUGUCAGUGUGUGGGGUCACCUGCACUUACGUAGAUAUCUCCGCGCUCAGCUUCGUCAUGAACACGAUCGAUAAGGUAGUGGUUGGUGCGGAGUCGCUGCUAGUGACGGGCGCAGUAGUAGCGACGGCCGGCACACUACAGACCAGCCUGGUGGCUCGUGCUCACAACGUGCCGGUGCUGGUCGCGUGCGAGACACACAAGUUCACCGAGCGCGUGCAGUACGACGCUUUCGUCUACAACGAGAUCGGUGAUCCGGAAGCUCUGAUCGAUAAAACAGACGGUAAUUCGCCGCUGAAGGACUGGCACUCAAAUCCCAACCUAACUCUUUUGAAUUUGGCGUAUGACGUCACACCGCCCAGCCUCGUCACUGCCGUGGUCACAGAACUGGCAAUACUACCGUGCACCAGCGCCCCUGUUGUCUUGAGAUUCAAGUCGUCGGAAUACGGACUGUGAUUGAUCUGUGAUUUUCACAUUGUGUAACAUAGGAAAUGUAUAAAUUUAUGCAAAUAUAUUUUUUUUUCUGGAAUGCC